AUGGCAAUCGAUGGAGAGCAUGAACCGCCCAUGAUGCCUAAAGGUUGGAGAGAACCGGCCUCGUCAAUCCUUGCCACGCACCUCGCGCCGCGUCUGGCAACCCAAGGGCAUGAAUCAAACAUCAGCCGCGAAACUUUUGCACAACUACGCCAGGAACUUCUCGGCGAGACGCAUAGUCAAAUACGCGUCGAAGAGGAUGUUACCGACGUCAACAAACUCAUCUGCAUUGUUCUCAAGGCUGGUUUAGAGAUUAGCCCCAACGCCAGCGCCCCAGACUCCGACCUGGAAGGCCAAGUCCUUGACUGCUUGGAUAUCAUCCGUGCCAGUAUCGAGAAAGCCCCACAGGCCCUGUGGGAACCCUCUGAUCCAUCCAUAUUUGCCGAGGAUGUGCAUGCUCCUCUGUACACAUGGCUGAUCCUACGACUGAUCCGACUUGCUAACAUCUGGACCACCGAGAAUGUGCGAGAAAAAAUACAGCUGAUUUGGGCAAAUCUAGCUUAUAUCCAGCUAAGGCAGGCUCGUCCCUUGCCCGCAAGCUAUGCUGUCUCCGCUUUUCUGCGCGCUUGCACGUCAGACAUGCUUCUCUCGCUUGAAUCUUUGCAGAACAACAAUCCUCGAGAUGCACGAUUCAAGAGCCUGUCACUACCCGCAGCGGAUGGAUCGCUUGCCCAAGACGUUGAGCACCUUGGCAUCUCUCCCGGGAUACUAAUGCAGAAGACCGCCAUUGGGGGAUUCUUGCAGGCAUCUUCGUUAACAUGUAGAUUACUGGACGCAUUCAAUCCAAGGGGUGCGAUGAAACCCCGUGCCAAACACCAGGACUUCAUAGUUCGCCAGAACUUUUCCUGGAUGUUGAAUGGAUUCAACCGCCUCCGGAAAGUCAUUGUCGAAUGGUUGCAGAUGACGAGAAUCCAACUAAUGCCUGAGGAUGAAAGUGUGUGUCUACAAUAUUUGGCACACUUGCACCGUUGCAGCGCACCGGAGUCGACCUUUUCCGGUCUUCUUUCGAACAUGAGCUUGAUCUCUACAUGGUCACAGUGUCUGUGUGGAUUCCUGGGUGUUGACUGUAUCGAUCAAUUGCCCUCUGUCCAAGCCAUGUUGAGUCGUUUCCUAGAUGAUUUAUCACAGAUUGCCAAAAGUUCUAACUCAUUGGUGCCACAUUUGAGAGAAAUUUUACAUCCAACUUUGACCGAGAUCAAGGACGGUCAUUCCAUCUUUCAAUCUCUCGAGCUGUGUUUCCAGACAUCUCUUCAGAAUCUACAUACUCUCCUCUCGGAUGAUACCCUGCUGCUAACGCCGGAGUCCCCCAGAGAACAGCCAGUGGAGCAUCUAGGAGAAUCGAAGGUUAUACUUCAGAAGUCCGCUUUACUCCACCGCAUCGAUCCGCAGGGGGAGAUCAGAGCUUCGAAAAGAUUAUGUCUUCCUGGUUCCCCAAAUGAACCUAUCGAUCACGAUGUGCUCAAGCUGCUUGUAGGCAGAGUGUCUUCUAUCAUUCAAUCUGACUCAGGUGGGACGAUGGCAGAACUAUGCACUUCUGUUCAGAAAUCAUAUGAGAGCCUUUCGGAGCCCCAGAAAAAUGAAGUACUGGAUACUCUGGGCAAGAUGGCAUGUGCUGCAGCAGGGAUACUUUCGAAACAUUCAUCUGAAGUCAUCAUACGCGACACGUUCACUUGUCAAACAUGUGAUGCUGAACAGCCUACUGAUGAUCGCUUUGCUCAUGGAGACCCACCUGAUUUCGAGGAUAUCUGGUCAUUGUUCAAUUCCAUUCUACCGAGACUGACACGCAUUCCUGGUCCACGGAUUUCCGCUAUGGUGGCACUGAGGAGGAUUUUGACGCACGCUCCCCAUUCAAACCAAAUGCACAUCUCAACCUCAGCUUCUGGUGAAUUUUGUCUGCAUUCUCUCCGCAGCUCAAUCAGAGAACUGCGUAUUGCAACUGCACACUCAGUGGUGGCUUUUGUGAGGCCAAACUUGCCUAUAGAAAUCCGUCGGGCAAAUUUUGUUACAGUACUCGAAUGGCUUAGGAAUCUCUCCGGCAAGGAUGACACCCCUUUGCAGGAAGCUUGUAUCAUGACACUUUGUGGUUUGGCAAUAGUUUCGGAAGAUGAAGAGAAGAACAUUAUCCUUUUGCGGCUGCUGGAGUACCUCGGUCAUCCAAACCCGUAUGUCUGUGCAGUCGCUUACAACGAACUAUCUAAACUCGCGCAACACUUUUCUUUGACCCCUGCUGGCUUGUUUCGACCUUACUGGAGAACUUUGUCGGUAACAGUCGUCAAGAACCUUCAAUCUCGUCCUUACAUGGCUGAGCAAUUGUGCGAUUUGCUUGGCAUGAAAGUUGAUGGUUUCCUCCGACUAACCGAAAUCCACGUGCUGCCUUACUUGGUGCUGACACGAAAGCGAGAUAUCAUUUGCAGAAUCGGGGCUAGUCGCAAUGAAGGCGAGUCUGCCUUUGAUGUCUGCUCAGAAAAGAACAACCUGGCUGCAAUUCUCGCUUUCCUCUUGUCCCAAGAAUCAGAUAACCCCGAGGCCAUGAUCAUGUCUCUACUAGCAGAAAUUGAUCCUGCUUUCAAGGGUCGAUCUCUGGCAGAGUUGGUCAGAAUAGAGCCGAUCCUGAUUGCUUGUGACUUGCUGAAGAGUCUUGGCGAUGCAGGCGAGCAAAAGAAAGAGAGAUUCAACCAAGCCCUCCACCGAUUAGCCACGUUUGUUCCGCGGAAAAUCGUACACGGAGGCUCAUCAAAAAAAGCGGAUCUGAGUCACUUUAUCGAGGAGCACGUCCUCGGGAUAAUCACACAGUUUGCAAAUGCCAUCAACGACUUCCAGGUGAGACAGACGCUAGCAGAAAAACGGAGAAACAUCAAAGCCAUCGAAGAGAUGAUCAACAUCGCGCAAGGCCAUGUCAGCAGUGCAUUGCCUCAAGUGUGUGCUUGUCUUCGAUCUGCAUUGGAUAUUGAGGAACUAUGCGACUAUGCAUUUUCUGCUUGGAAGACAUUGAUCAGUUCCCUUAGUGAAGAGGACCUUGAGCCCAUCAUCGACCAAACACUAGCGAUUGUGAUCCGGUAUUGGGGUAUUAUGACUGGAGAAAGCAGAAGUCGCGCCUUUGAACUCAUCGACUACAUCUUGACAAAUCACUCCAGUCUCGUGCGAGAUACUUUCAACACCAUGCCUUCACUUGCGUCGAUUCCCGAGCUGGCCCCAUUUGAAGCCAAAAUCAAUGAUCUCAGGGCGCAAAUGGACGUACGAAGCCAAUUUUUGGCUUUGAUACGUCGAUGUCAAAGCGAAAACUCCACUGUUGUCGAGCAAGCUCUGAUGGAACUAACUCCUUUCCUGUCGGCGAAUGAGGAAUUCCUCCACGACUCUGUUCUGAGUGAACAGCCGGAUCCUGUUAUUGCGCAGUUGACGAGAUCGUUGCUAGAUUGCUGUGUGAAAUUCAGCACCAUCUCCGAUAAUAUUACUUUGCUUUCAGCUAGGUGUCUCGGACUUGUUGGCUGCCUUGAUCCAAAUCGGGUUGAGACGAUCAAAGAGAAAAAAGACAUACUUGUUUUGUCCAACUUUGACAGGAUGGAAGAGACAGUUGCGUUCAUCCUAUUCUUCCUACAGCACGUGUUGGUUGAAGCAUUUCUGUCUGCUUCCAAUACCCGGGCUCAGGGGUUUCUAGCAUGGGCAAUGCAAGGCUUGCUCAAAUUCUGCAAACUCAAUGCUCUCUUGACACAACGCUCUCGCGAUAUGCAGGGGGAUGAAAAAUACCAACGCUGGAUAGAGCUUCCGGAAAGCGUCCGAAACACUCUUACCCCAUUUCUUACGUCCACGUAUACUGUCACUGUUGUGACUAAUCAUUCUGAUGUCAAAUAUCCGCUGUUUUCUCCCAAGUUGACACACAGUGAAUGGCUCCGCACACUAGUACAGGAUCUUUUGCAAACUGGCAAUGGAGACAAUGCCAAAAUGGUGUUCUCGAUAUCGAGUCGUGUUGUGAAGGGCCAGGACAUUUCCAUUUCCUCGUUCCUUUUACCAUUUGCAGUGCUGAAUCGCAUUGUGGGAGGGACCAAGCAAGAGCAAGAUGACAUGCAGAACGAGCUGAUGAGUGUCCUUUCGCACCCGGUUACCGAGAUGAACAACAACGCUCGCGAGACAAUCAUAAGCAGCAGCCAGAGCGUUUUCGAAGUUCUAGACUACUUAUCCAGGUGGCUUCAAGGCAAGAAGAAGCACCUCAAUAGUCUGAACCACAACUCCAACCAUUCAAGUCGAUCAUACAAAGAUCUCAGCCGUGACGCUCUAAUUGAUAAAUACUCUUCACAGAUCAAGUCGGUCGAGAACCUGCUCUCUUCAAUCCCGCCCGAGGUUAUCUCUAAACGGGCUGUUGAAUGCAAAUCAUUCUCAAAAGCGCUUUUCCAUUGGGAACAGUACAUCCGAAAGUCUAGGGCUCACACAGAAGCAGAAGGACGAACCGGCCUCGAGCCCUUGUAUCAAAGAUUGCAAGAUAUCUACAGUCAAAUUGAUGAGCCUGAUGGCAUUGAAGGAAUUUCAAGCCAUCUGUCCGCAUUGGAUAUUGACCAACAGAUCCUUGAGCAUCGCAAAGCAGGGAGAUGGGCCACUGCGCAGAGUUGGUAUGAGUUGCAACUCGAAAAAGAGCCUGACAACAUUGAUGCGCAAUGGAAUCUCGUCACUUGCCUCAAAGAAUCUGGCCAACAAGAUGCUAUUCUCACCCGGUUUGAGGUUCUCAAGGAGAAUGAAUCAUCAGCUUCACGCUUCCUUCCAUACGCGGUUGAAUCGUCAUGGAUUAUGAGUAGAUGGGACAAGCUCGAGGGCUACCUUGAUCUUUGUGCUCGGCAAGGCACCGAAGAGUUCAAUGUCGGCAUAGGGUCAGCUCUCGACGCUCUACGCCGCAAGGAAAUGGGGCGAUUCACACAAAAAAUCAACGAACUUAGACUAAGCGUCGCCCGAUCUCUGACCACAAACUCCGCGGCAUCACUUCAAUCGUGCCAUGAUGACAUGCUUCGUUUACAUGCCUUGUCUGAAGUUGAGUCAAUCGCAAAGGCAGGGUCGGUUUCCUCGCACCCGAGCCUGCUCGGUACCCUGGACCGGCGAUUGGAUGUUUUGGGGGGUUAUCUCACCGACAAGCAAUAUCUUCUGGGACUAAGGAGAGCCACAAUGGAGCUAGCGGGUGAAUUUGCGAAUUCCGAUAUAUCAGCUGCAUGGCUCACUAGUGCUCGUCUUUCAAGGAAAGGCAACUUUAGUAGCCAGGCAUACCAUUCAAUGCUGAACGCUGCGCGGUUGAAAGACAGGUCUGCUACGAUUGAACACGCACGGCUCCUAUGGAAGGAUGGACAUCAUCGGAAAGCAAUUCAAACCCUUGAGGGAGCAAUCUCCGCCAAUGAAACCGCCCCAACCACAUCCUCUUCAGUUGAUCUUGAAGCCAUGUCAUUCCUCUCAGGCCGUGGGCAGCAUCAGAAUGAGUCCACUGCUCUUGCGCAUUUGAUGCUAGCCAAGUGGACGGAUAGAGCUGGCCAAACGCACUCACAGGCCAUUGUCCAGAGAUACCGAGAAGCCAUCAAGCUGUAUCCCAAGUGGGAGAGGGCGCACUACUACCUGGGCAAGCAUUACAACAAAAUUUUGGAGUCUGAAAAAGCCAAACCUUUGGGAAAGGAAGCCCAGAUAUACCUGAGUGGAGAAGCCACAAAGCUUGUUAUUGACAACUAUCUCCGUUCACUCACUUACGGAACCAAAUAUGUCUUCCAGACGUUGCCCAAGCUUCUGACUCUUUGGCUUGAGCAUGCCUCUAUUGUUGAACAGCCCAUCGACCCAAAGAGAGGUGAUAACGAAGAAUUCCAAAAACACACAAAAGCGCAAAGACAGAAGAGCCUUGAUGAGAUGCACUUGCAACUUAAGAAAUUUAUUGACAAGCGACUCCAAUCGGCUUUGUUGUUCACGAUCCUGCCCCAGGUGGUUGCACGAAUCUGUCACCCCAACACCACAGUCUAUGACCUCUUGACGCGCAUCGUAGCCAAAGCGGUUCAUAGUUUUCCACAGCAAGGCCUUUGGACAGUCCUUGCUGUCGUCAAGUCCUCUAACAAAGAUCGUGCAUCCAGGGGUUUCACUUGCCUGCAGAAAAUUGUGGAUUAUGGCAACAAGUCCAAGGGAGGAUCUGCAACAGCAGCAGAGAUUCGCCGGAUGAUCUCUCAAGGGACUAAAAUCUCAGAAGAACUACUUCAGCUAUGUCUUGCUACCGUAGAAGACAAGGCCUCGAAAGUCCAACUUGGUCGUCACUUGGGUUUCAACCACAAGGUCGCGCCGUGCCGACUGGUGGUUCCUUUCCAGGCGAUGUUGAUCCCAAGUCUCCCCGCUAGUCAGAACAUUGAAUACAUCAAAGGGUUUAGGGCCUUUCCUCGAGACCCAACAACCAUCGAAGCGGUUCUUGAUGAAGCCCAGAUUCUGAAUUCACUUCAGAAGCCACGCAAAAUCAGCUUGCGGGGGUCUGACGGCAAGGUCUACAAUGCACUCUGCAAACCCAAAGAUGAUCUCCGCAAAGACCAACGUCUCAUGGAAUUCAAUAAUAUGAUCAACAGAUUCUUGAAGAGGGACGUUGAGUCAAGCAAGCGGCGCAUGUACAUCAAAACAUAUGCCGUGACACCACUCAACGAAGAAUGUGGUCUCAUUGAAUGGGUUGACAACCUUCGUACAUUACGAGAGAUUGUCAUCAAGCUGCUGCGUGAAAGAGGCAUCGCCCCAAAUUACAACGAAAUUCGACACUAUCUCAACGAAAUCUGCACUGAUCGGUCAUUUGCAAAGCUGCCCUUGUUUACGAACAAGAUCCUAGCAAAGCUUCCCCCGGUUCUUCAUGAAUGGUUUGUUGAGAUGUUCCCGGAAACUGAGGCUUGGUUUACGGCAAGAUUGAGGUAUACUCGAUCUUCAGCCGUGAUGUCAAUGGUUGGAUACGUCCUUGGCCUAGGUGAUCGACAUGGCGAGAAUCUUUCUUUCGAAGAAGGUACCGGUGGACUCCUACAUGUCGACUUCAAUUGCCUCUUUGACAAAGGCCAAACAUUUGAAAAGCCCGAAGUGGUGCCUUUCCGAUUGACACACAAUAUGGUCGAUGCCUUUGGUGCUUAUGGAUACAAUGGCCCCUUCAGGAGAACCUGCGAGAUCACCCUCAGCCUUCUUCGACAAAACGAGGACGCUCUGAUGACCGUCCUCGAGACAUUCUUGCACGACCCAACGACGGAUUUUAUUGGAAAAAGGCGCCGUACUCAUGUGAAUGUGCCCGACACCCCAGCUGGUGUUUUGGAGGAUGUUCGAAACAAGCUCCGUGGCUACAUGUCUAAGCAGCCGAUCGCACUCUCUGUGGAUGGCCAGGUGGACGAGCUUAUUGUGCAGGCAACAGACAAGAGAAAGUUGGCUUCGAUGUAUAUUGGAUGGUGUUCGUUUUUCUGA
Messenger RNA from Penicillium brevicompactum, 7419 nucleotides. RefSeq names its product protein kinase MEC1 (gene atrA). Gene Ontology annotation, biological process: protein phosphorylation; DNA damage checkpoint signaling; telomere maintenance. The record is from RefSeq and is a predicted model, not a curated record. NCBI's taxonomy places the organism in Eukaryota, Fungi, Ascomycota, Eurotiomycetes, Eurotiales, Aspergillaceae. Gene Ontology annotation, molecular function: protein binding; protein serine/threonine kinase activity. Gene Ontology annotation, cellular component: nucleus. The coding region runs from base 1 to 7419 and encodes 2472 amino acids. The transcript has 23 exons.